AUGAGAUUUCGUUCAGAAUACGGUCAUUUUGACCACACCACAUUCCUGUGGUGGAACCGUAAGGAAAAAAAUUUGAAUACUGUUCCUGUUUCAAUAAAUUUACGAAUGAUGUCUUUUCAAACGCAAUCUGAAGAAAAUGUAAUAGAAUGUAAGAAAGUGGAUUUGACCACGAAACUUCUACCUACUGUCGCUCGGGCUGUUAAACUAUCUCAAGAAUUUCCCGUAUCCGACACACCUGCUUAUAUUUACUACAAUGACUUUCCUCAAUAUAAGGCUAUAGCAGCUGGACAAUCUAAAAAGAUUCUUUCAAUCUUACAAAAUGUUCUGGAUAUUUUAGAUGCCAAAGCUAACAUUUUAGAUGUUCCAGUGACUAAAAGUAUGCAUGAGAAAUUCACCUCUAUUAUUGAUGCUAACGAUCGGAUACUGGAAAAAUUGGCAAUGGCUAUGGAUUUUGAAGAAGAUCCUCAACGUAAAGCAUUCUUUCUUAAAACAAGAUCUGAAGACUUGGUAGUUGCUGUUCAUCGAAAAAAUACAACAUCUCUUGAAUGGUUAAAAACAAAAAAUUCAAAUGAAGAAACUAAUGAGGGAGUUGAUUCUUCGGAAAAUUCAUUAAAACUUUUAUCUUCAAAACAUAUUGUCAGACCACAAACAUCUUUUACCACUCCACCAGACAAUUCAUACUCAUCGUUUCGACCGAAAAUAAAAUCAAAACCAAAUUGUAUUCAACCACUUCCUGAGUUGUUAUCCAAUGAUAAUGGGGAGUCGACAGAUUAUCCUCAUCCAUACAAAGUAGAAUUAGAAACGUUUGGCAACAAUCUACCUAGUUUGAAUGAAAUGAUGUCAGAAGAUUUUCCGGUGAAACCUUUAGAUUCAUCAUAUCAAUAUGUUGAUACACUAGAUACUCUUGAACAAAUUAUGAGAUCCCUUUCCAUGUGUAAAUAUAUUGCAGUUGACUUGGAACAUCAUAGCUAUCGAAGCUUCUUGGGCAUUACAUGUCUAAUACAAAUGAGUACAUUGGAUAGUGAUUACAUCAUCGAUGCAUUGGCUCUACGUGAUCAUUUGUCAAUAUUGAAUGAAGUAUUCACUGACCCAAAAAUUGUUAAGGUGUUUCAUGGAUCCGAUUCUGAUUUAAUGUGGUUACAACGAGAUUUCGGUGUGUACGUAGUCAACUUAUUCGAUACUGGCAUAGCUGCUCGUCUGCUACAGUAUGGCCGUUUCUCACUUAGUUAUCUAUUACAACGAUUUGUUGGCAUAUAUGCGAAUAAGAAAUAUCAACUAGCUGAUUGGCGUAUAAGACCUCUGCCGAACGAAUUGAUCGAAUAUGCGCGAUCAGAUACACAUUACCUAUUGCAUAUUGCAAGUCGUAUGUGUCGAGAAUUACAAGAUAGAGAUCUAUUGUCAGUUGCUAUUGAACGAGCAAGGCAAUUAUGCCUUAGAUGUUAUACAAAACCUGUAUUCAAUAGACUUGGUUAUUUGGAUCUUUAUAGACAAACUGGAAGUAGUAGUUUCAGUCAUCGUCAAUUAUAUGCUUUAGAAAAUCUUUAUGCUUUACGUGAUUCGAUAGCUAGACGAGAAGAUGAAAGUCUCCAUUAUGUCCUACCAAAUCAUAUGUUGAAGGUAAUUGCUGAAGUAUUACCACGUGAAAGUUCUGGUAUAUUUGCAUGCUGUAAUCCUAUUCCUCCACUGGUGCGUAAAUAUGUUCACGAUUUGCACAAAAUUAUAGUGGAUGCAAGAAAUUUGCCUAUUACAGAUUUACCUCUCACUUCUGAAGAGCCUAGAUUAUCUACACAACCAAAUUCACAACAACAAGAAAAUGACAAACGAUCAUCUGUAAAUAUACCUAAUACGCAAAACUUAAGAUAUGCUUUGCCUCAUGAUUAUUCUCGUGAAAUUCAUUUACUUGUAAACAGUCCAGAUUAUAAUGAUAUCACUUGUACAGAAUUAUCAACUAAUAAGAAGUCUUCAAUGUUGGCAUCAGCUUUACUACCGAAUCAUUGUCUAGCGGGAACUAAAGUUAAUGAACAACAGGAAAUGAAUGAGAGUUCGGAAAACCAACUGUUCAAGGAUAAAUUUCUUGAUCCUAAUCAUUUAUUACUUAUGAAGCUGUUGGAACUUCUUAAAUUCCCAUGUUCUCCACUUACAACUGAAAAUGAAACGUCUGCAGAUACAAAUGCUUCUGUUCCAAUUGUUGUCUCACAACAACCCUUGCUACAAGAAUCCUCUGAUACGCUAAACAUAUCUGAACACCUAGUCAAAGUGGAUGGUGAUACAACUCAAGAUGAUCCGUCUAUGAAUGAUAGUCAGUAUUCUAUUGUUUCUGAUAGUGGAUAUCCCAACAAAUUGAAACGAUCAUACAACAGUGAAAUCAUUGUAAGAACAACACCUAAUUUCGGUGAUGAUGAAGUGAUUUUUUUGUGCAAUAAAAAAAAAAAUAAUAAAGGUAAAAAACGCAGGAAAACUUACGAACAACAAAAAUCAAUACUGCAACCGGAUAGCAAUUCUAAUAGUAGUGUUCAAAAUAAUCUUAAUACAAACAUGGAAAUCGAUGAUGUAUCCACUUUAAUUAAAUGUGAAUCUUGUCCUGAACAAUUAGAAGAUUCUUCAGCUGACUAUUCAUCGUCUUUCAACGCACCACCUGUUGAAUCAUUAACAAAUAGUGCUUCGAAGAAGAAAAAACGACCGGUGAAAAAGUUUAAAGAAUUUCGUGUGAGUCGUCCCAAACAUCAAUAA
Schistosoma rodhaini is the source of this 2730-nucleotide messenger RNA. Lineage: Eukaryota; Metazoa; Platyhelminthes; Trematoda; Strigeidida; Schistosomatidae. The record is from the annotation of a GenBank genome assembly.